Molecule: messenger RNA, 1944 nt
Organism: Acanthosepion pharaonis
Lineage: Eukaryota; Metazoa; Mollusca; Cephalopoda; Sepiida; Sepiidae
Source: the annotation of a GenBank genome assembly
AUGACGUCUUACAGGUUUCAUAUCUCUUUCUUUGCUAAUUUCUCUUUCUUGACAUUUACAAUCUGCUUGGCUAUGUCCGAAUUAAGAGCUAUCCCUGAGUCUACUUCUAUCUAUCUAUCUAUCUAUCUAUCUAUCUAUCUAUCUAUCUAUCUAUCUGGGUCUGUUUCUAUCUAUCUAUCUAUCUAUCUGGGUCUGUUUCUAUCUAUCUAUCUAUCUAUCUGGCUAGCUAUCCCUGAGUCUACUUCUAUCUAUCUAUCUAUCUAUCUAUCUAUCUAUCUAUCUAUCUAUCUAUCUAUCUAUCUAUCUAUCUGGCUAGCUAUCCCUGGGUCUACUUCUAUCUAUCUAUCUAUCUAUCUAUCUAUCUAUCUAUCUAUCUAUAAGCCUGUUUCUGUUGAUCUACCUAUCCCUGAGCCUGUUUCUAUCGGUCUUCCUAUCCCUGAGCCUGUUUCUAUCAAUCUAUCUUUCUCUGAGCUUUCUGUUCAUGUCUGUCUAUGUUUAUUCUUCUAUCUAUCUAUCUAUCUAUCUAUCUAUCUAUUUCAUUUCAAUCUGGUUCAACUAAUCAUUGACCCAGAACUCUCUCUCUCUCUCUCUCUUUCUCUCUCCCUUUCUCCCUCUCUUGCAGAUAUUAAUAGUGAUAUGAUUUGGCUUGUGGCACUUUCUUUCACAUGCUUGUUCAUUAGGUUUUUUCUUUCACUCGCUCUUUCAUUAGCUUCUUUCAUUUGUUCAUUCAUUAGAUUCUUCUUUCACACAUAUGUUCAUUUGAUUCCUUUUUUUCACUCAUUUGUGAGGUCGAUUUUUCACUUUCUCAUUCAUUUCAUUCUUUUCAUUUGUUCAUUCAUUAGAUUUCAGUUUUUUCCAUUAGCCUCUUUCUUUCAUUUCAUUCAUUUCUUUUUUUUUUUUUUUAUUCCUUCUUUCUCAUUCAUUUCAUUUCUGUCCUUUUCACCCUUUUUUUUCAUUCAUUUUUUUCCUUUUCACCCUCUAACUCAUUUGAUGCUCUUCUUUCGUUCAGUUCAUUUCUGUCCUUUUUCACCCUCUUUCUUUCAUUCAUUUUUUUUAGCUCCUUUCACUUGUCUUUUUUCAUCCAUUGAUGAUGCUCUUCUUUCACCGACCCGUUCAUUUGUGUCUUUUUCCCCCCACUCAUUCAUUCAUUGUGCCCUUCUUUCACCCACGAGUUUAUCAAGUCCUUCUUUCAUUCAUAGGUUCAUUUCUGUCCUUUUCACCCUCUUUCUUUCAUUCAUUUUUUUUAAUUUCACUUGUCCAUUUUGCUCUUCUUUCACCACUGCUCGUUCACCCCUUUCACUUGUCUUUUCACCCUCUAACUUCUUUGAUGAUGUUCUUCUUUCAUUAGGUUCAUUUGUGUCUUUUUCCCCACUCAUUCAUUCAGGUCUUCUUUCAGUUUUCAAUAGGUUCAUUUUAGGUUCAUUUCUGUCCUUUUUCCCCCCUUUCAUUCAUUCAUUUUUUUUAGCUCCUUUUCACUUGUCUUUUUCUCUUCUUCUUUCACUUCGUUCAGUAGGUCCUUCUUUUAUUCAUAGUUCCUUCUUUUCCCCCCCAUUCAUUCAUUCAUUUCUGCUCUUCUUUCACCCCUAUUUUCAAGUCCUUCUUUCAUUCAUAGGUUCAUUUCUGUCCUUUUCACCCUCUUUCUUUCAUUCAUUUUUUUUAGCUCCUUUCACUUGUCCUUCUUUCAUUCAUAGGUUCAUUUCUGUCCUUUUCACCCUCUUUUUCAUUCAUUUUUUUAGCUCCUUUUUUCAUGAUGCUCUUCUUUCACCAACUCGUUCAAUAGGUCCUUCUUUCAUUCAUAGGUUCAUUUCUGUCCUUUUCAUCCUCUCACACAUUCAUUGUGCUCUUCUUUCACCCACUAGUUUAUCAAGUCCUUUCAUUCUAGAUUCAUUUGUGUCUUCCCCCCCCCCACUCAUUCAUUCAUUGUGCUCUUCUUUCACCCACUAG